AUGAGAGAGAUCUCCAGUGCGGAGCCGGCAGCAGUCUGCGCAUCGAUCAGGAUGAGGAGGAUUCCGAAUAUCGUCUCCAUCUUCCUCUUCUCCCUCCUCAUCGCCCCGUCUGUCCUGGGGGAGACCCUUCCGCAGGUGACGCACACCUACCUGGCGCACAAGGACCCCGGUGCCCCCCAGAACAAUGCCACGGCCAGGCUGCAGAUCAUCUCUAUGGACUACGGACACGUCAAAAUCCCGCUGGAGAUAACGCUGUGGAUUAUGUUGGCAUCACUCGCUAAAAUAGGCUUCCACCUGUCACGCCGCGUCACCGCGGUGGUGCCGGAGAGCUGUGUCCUGGUCACCGUGGGCCUAGUCAUGGGCGGCAUUAUAUUCGCGGUGGACAAACAAGCUCCGGUCAUGAACAGCGACGUCUUCUUCCUCUACCUGCUGCCCCCCAUUGUCCUGGACGCCGGGUAUUUCCUGCCCAUCCGGCCCUUCUUCGAGAACAUGGGGCCCAUCCUGUGCUACGCGGUGCUGGGGACCCUCUGGAACGUGGGCGGUGUUGGCUUCUCUCUGUAUGGACUCUGCCAGGUGGAGGCCGUGGGUCUGCAGAACAUCUCGCUGCUCCAUAAUCUCUGGUUCGGGAGCCUCAUCUCCGCUGUCGACCCCGUGGCCGUCCUCUCCGUGUUUGAGGAGAUUCACGUCAAUGAGAAACUCUACAUCCUGGUGUUUGGUGAAUCUCUGCUGAAUGACGCCGUAACUGUGGUUCUAUAUAAGCUGUGUGAAGCGUUCAGUACAAUGUCGGAUAUUCGGCCAGCGGACGCCUUGGCCGGAGUCGGGACGAUCUUCUUAGUCGGGAUUGGCGGAGUCUUCAUUGGCCUCGUAUUUGGCUUUGUGGCCGCGCUGACAACAAAAUUCACAGAACACAUCCGAGUCAUCGAGCCGCUGUUUGUCUUCCUGUACAGUUACCUGGCGUACCUGACCGCCGAGAUCUUCCACCUUUCCGGCAUCAUGGCGAUCAUCGCCUGCUCGGUGAGUAUGAAGCGCUACGUGGAGGCCAAUAUAUCCCAGAAGUCGUACACAACGGUGAAGUAUUUCAUGAAGAUGUGGAGCAGCGUCAGCGAGACCCUCAUCUUCUUCUUCCUCGGCCUCUACACGGUGGGGAACAAUCACGACUGGAACUGGACCUUCAUCUCCCUGACCCUCUUCUUCUGCCUCUUCUGGAGGGCCCUAGGUGUUGUGGUGCUGACGAGCAUCUUGAAUAAGCUCUCCCUGACCUCCAUCACGGUGAAGGAUCAGUUCAUCAUCUCCUAUGGUGGUCUUCGUGGCGCCAUCUGCUUCUCAUUGGUCUUCCUUCUUCCGGACUUCCCGCAGAAAAAGCUUUUCAUCGCAGCCACCACUGUGGUCAUCCUCUUCACCGUCUUCGUCCAGGGAAUGACCAUACGGCCGCUGGUGGAGUUACUGGAAGUGAAGAGGAAGGAGGGGCACCCCUCCACCGUCACCGAGCAGGUCAACAUUCGGCUUCUGGACCAUCUGGUGGCCGGGAUAGAGGACGUGUGCGGGCACUGGGGACAAUUCUACUGGAAGGACAAGUUUGAAUAUUUCGACAAUAAAUACCUGGGGAGGAUUCUGCUGCGAGACAACCAGCCGAAGUCCAGCAUUGUCCUCCUGUACGAGAAGCUGGAGAAGAAGCACGCCAUUGAGCUGGCUGAAGCCGGGCAAUUGUCUGACCUCUCCGCAUCCUCUGCCCCGCAUAAACAUCACAAGCCGUCAUUUGGAAAAGAGAACCUGUCUACGCAGCAGCUGGAGGACAUCAAGAAGAUAUUGUCCCGGAAUCUGUAUCGGAUCAGGAAAACGACUCCAUCGUAUAGCAGACACACUCUGUCUGCGGACCCCGGGACCCAACAAGCGAAAGAGAUUCUGAUCCGGAGACAGCAGAGCCUGCGAGUAACUCUCAGCAAGUGUGAGCACCCGUACAGGAAGCAGAGCGCUGAUUCAGCUUUGCUGCGCAAUGAGCCCCAAAAAACGGCAAAAUUAUUCCGAUCGUUAACUGUCGGAGCUCCGGACACUCCGGUGAAAUACGGCAGGGGGAACGUAGACGGCAGCGGCGGCGCAGCUCUGCCGUGCGAAACAACGGAUGAGACGAUCGAGGAGGAAGAUUGA
Nanorana parkeri is the source of this 2145-nucleotide messenger RNA. RefSeq names its product sodium/hydrogen exchanger 2-like. Gene Ontology annotation, cellular component: membrane. Gene Ontology annotation, molecular function: sodium:proton antiporter activity. The record is from RefSeq and is a predicted model, not a curated record. The transcript has 12 exons. NCBI's taxonomy places the organism in Eukaryota, Metazoa, Chordata, Amphibia, Anura, Dicroglossidae. Gene Ontology annotation, biological process: regulation of pH; proton transmembrane transport; sodium ion transport. The coding region runs from base 1 to 2145 and encodes 714 amino acids.